AUGGACCCCUCCCGAAGCCGAAUUAUCUCUGACUAUAACACCUCAGAAAUGGAAAAUUGCUGGUUUGUUUUGCGGCAACAACAUUAUCCCCCGCCCAAAGAUGGUAUGGGACCUAUACGCCUUGGUUCGAUUAUCCCAAGCCUUCGUAAGCUUGAUUCCGUGGUGAAUGAAGAUGGUCCUGAACGAUUUCCCCCAAAUGUCCAUGUUUACACGACUCGAAAAGAUGACUUUCAAUGGAAGAGUGGCAGAGGUCGAGAAUAUAAAGUCGAUAGCGACGUUGGUCUCCCUGUUGGUAUGGUCCCUGGAAUUGCUGUUGGUGGGGCCGCCGGGGCUGCUUUCCAACGGUCGGUUAGCAACUAUGCGGAGUUUGAUUUAGAGGCUCAGAUUAUCCAACCAACAGAGGGUUAUUUGGAGGACAGUGUGGAAGAUGAACAUGUCCAAAGGUAUAUUAAGCGAAAUGCCAGUUUGCUGAAUAGGUGGUCCUUGUUUAUGAUAACUGGGCUCAUGAUUGCCCGAGGAGCCUGCGGAAAAUACGGCAAAACCGAAGAAACCAGUUUCCACGGCGGUCCUACCAUGUGA
Molecule: messenger RNA, 579 nt
Organism: Penicillium angulare
Lineage: Eukaryota; Fungi; Ascomycota; Eurotiomycetes; Eurotiales; Aspergillaceae
Exons: 1
Coding region: 1-579 (192 amino acids)
Source: RefSeq, a predicted model, not a curated record